Messenger RNA from Microbotryum saponariae, 288 nucleotides. The record is from the annotation of a GenBank genome assembly. Lineage: Eukaryota; Fungi; Basidiomycota; Microbotryomycetes; Microbotryales; Microbotryaceae.
AUGGCAAGGGAGAGGAGGCACGUUCGCCAUGUGGCUGAACCGUCGUCUGAGACACGCCGGCACACGAACACCACGAACACCCGCCCGGCAGCACAGGCCCCCCUUAUCUCCUUUCAACAAGCGCGGGAGCGCGCCCUCCCCCCGCCCCCCCCCCCUCCUCCAGCGCUAACGAGGGCUAACGAGGCGCGCCUGCCCCCAGGCCUUCCUCCAGGCGCCACGGCACUCUUCCCGUCGUCCUCAAUGAUCGACGGGCGAGCCCCCCUGCGCAGCCUCUGGCCUGCGACUUAA